Arvicola amphibius (Eurasian water vole) is the source of this 2317-nucleotide messenger RNA. RefSeq lists its product as uncharacterized. Gene Ontology annotation, biological process: virion assembly. NCBI's taxonomy places the organism in Eukaryota, Metazoa, Chordata, Mammalia, Rodentia, Cricetidae. The record is from RefSeq and is a predicted model, not a curated record.
CCCCCAUUCAAUAAUAGCAGCAGUAACGCCAUUUUGCAAGGCAUGAAAUUUUACCAGCACAAAGGACAGGGAAGAUUAGUUAAAGUUCAGUUCAGAGAAACAAGGGCAAUGAGGGGCCAAGCAGGAUAUCUGUGGUCAGACACCCGGCCAUGAGCAAGGGAGCAGAAACAGCUUGUACCCUAGAUAAACGAAGUUAACUUACAUAUCUGAUUUCUUGGAAACCCCCUGAAAAGUACCCAGCUGUCCCUAUUUUUAACCCGAGCCUUAUUUAGAUUGUCCAAUCAGAACCCUGUAACUACGCUUCUCGCUUCUGUACCCGCGCUUUUGCUCCCCGACCCUAUAAAAACCCACUGCUCCAGCCUAAAGGCGCGCCAGUCCUCCGAGAGACUAGGUCGCCCCAGGUACCUGUGUAUCAGAAUAAAGCCUCUUGCUGUUUGCAUCCGAAGAGUGUUCUCGCUGUUCCUUGGGGGGGGGUCUCCCUAGAUUGAAAGAUAGCCCACCCGUGGGGUCUUUCAUUUGGGGGCUCGUCCGGGAUUUGGAGACCCCUGCCCAGGGACCACCGACUCACCACCGGGAGGUAAGCUGGCCAGCGAUCGCUUUGUGUGACUGUCUGUACCAUGUUUUUAUGUUUGCGCCUGCGUCCGAACUAGUUAGCUAACUAGAUCUGUAUCUGGCGGACCCGCGGAGGAACUGACGAGUUCGUACUCCCGACCGCAGCCCUGGGAGACGUCCCGGGGGCAUCUGGGGUCCAAUUCGGGACCCGUCUGUUUUCUGUGAACCCUACCCGGAUCGGACUGUUUGGAGCUCCUCCGCAGUCAGAAGGGUAUGUGGUUCUUCUGGGAGUAGAGAGAUCCGGACUCUCGCUAUCUCCAACUCAGACUUUGCUUUCGGUUUUACGCCGAAGCCGCGCUGCGCGAUUUUGGUGUUUUGUCAUUGGUCUUUUUGUUCCUUUGUCUGGUAUUGUCUGUGUCUGUGUUUGAAAAUAUGGGACAGUCCUUAACUAUCCCUUUGAGUCUGACUUUACAGCACUGGAGGGACGUCCAGGACUUUGCGAACAACCAGUCCGUGGAAGUCCGGAAGAGGCGUUGGGUUACUUUCUGUUCAUCUGAAUGGCCCACAUUUAAUGUGGGCUGGCCAAGGGAUGGUACAUUCGACCUUAAUAUUAUCUCGCAGGUCAAAAGCAAAAUGAUGGACCCCGGCCCUCAUGGGCACCCAGACCAGGUGGCCUAUAUCGUGACCUGGGAGGCAAUGGCUUACGAUCCACCACCCUGGGCUAAGCCUUUUGUCCCUCCCAAACCCCUACUUCCUCCAUCUGCUCCCACCUUACCCCCUCCAGUCUCCUCCUCUCCAGCAGGACCCCCAAUCCGCUCGUCUCUAUAUCCAACCCUUACUGACCCUUCAAAAACCAAACCUCCCCCUCCGCAGGUCCUGCCCGCAGGAGAUGACUUGCUAAUAGACCUCCUCACGGAGGACCCCCCUCCCUACCGAGAACAGGCCCUCCCGCCUCAGGGACCUGUCGCGCCACCUCCUGCUGCCCCAUCCCCCAUGGCAGCCCGCUUGAGGGGACGGCGAGACCAACAGUUGGUCGCGGAUUCCACUUCCUCUCAGGCAUUCCCUCUUCGGACCGGAGGAAAUGGCCAACUACAGUACUGGCCAUUUUCCUCCUCCGACUUGUAUAACUGGAAAAAUAACAAUCCCUCUUUUUCUGAAGACCCAAUUAGGCUAACUUCUCUAAUUGAGUCGGUCCUAAUUACUCAUCAGCCCACCUGGGAUGAUUGCCAGCAAUUACUGCAGGCCUUGCUGACUUCGGAGGAGAAGCAGAGAGUCCUCCUGGAGGCUCGAAAGGCGGUUCGGGGAGCAGACGGACGUCCCACCCAGCUGCCUAAUGAGAUAGACGCCGCCUUUCCCCUCGAACGUCCCAAUUGGGACUUCACCACACAGGAAGGUAGGAAUCACCUAAUCCUCUAUCGCCAGUUGCUCAUAGCGGGUCUCCAUGGGGCGGGCCGACGCCCCACCAAUUUGGCGAAAGUUAAACAGGUACUGCAGGGACCGGGAGAAACUCCCUCAGCGUUCUUAGAGCAGCUCAAAGAAGCCUAUCGUAGAUACACCCCUUAUGACCCAGAAGAUCCAGGGCAAGAAACUAGCGUAGCUAUGUCUUUCAUUUGGCAAUCUGCUCCAGAUAUCAAACGCAGACUCGAGCGCCUAGAAAACUUAAGGGAGAGUUCGCUCAGGGACCGUCUUAGAAAGGAGGCAGAGGAAAGAGAGGACCGUCGCAGAAAAAAAGCUGAGGAAAAGGAAAAAGGAGAGGGACCGUAAG